AUGGAUUCUGAAGAUGAUAGGAGUAUUCACGAUGACAACGAUAUUGAGUCUCUCGAUGACGAUUUCUACAUGGAUAACUACAGUGACUAUGAUGAAGAUGCUGCUGAUGUUGCCGAAGGUGAUUCUAAUCCUGUUGAGUCUCGUCGAACCGAGCAAAGUUUCACUGUAUUGAAAGAAUCAGAUAUACGGCAACGUCAGGAAGAUGAUAUCAGUAGAUUAGCAGAUUUUCUUUCCAUAUCGCAUGUUGCUGCAAGCCUUCUUCUUCGUCAUUAUAAUUGGAGUGUCAAUAAGGUUAAUGAUGCUUGGUUUGCUGACGAAGGUGAAGUUCGAAGAACAGUUGGUUUGUUGGAGAAGCCAGUUUAUGAGAAUCCUGGUGAUGCAGAUGAGAUUACUUGCGGCAUCUGUUUUGAUGCUUACCCUCUUUCUGAGAUUGAAACGGCUUCUUGUGGUCAUCCGUUCUGUUUUUCAUGCUGGGGAGGAUAUAUCGGGACUUCAAUUAGCGAUGGUCCGGGAUGCUUGAUGCUGAGAUGUCCUGAUCCUGCUUGUAAGGCAGCUGUUGAUCAAGACAUGAUUAAUCUUGUAGCAUCUGAUGAAGAUAAAGAAAAGUAUGAUCGUUACCUUCUCAGAUCAUACAUUGAAGACAAUAAGAAAACCAAGUGGUGUCCUGCUCCUGGUUGUGAACAUGCUGUUAAUUUCGAUGCUGGAAUUCGAAAAAAUUAUGAUGUAUCUUGUCUCUGUUCGUAUAGCUUUUGUUGGAAUUGCACUGAGGAUGCUCACCGUCCGGUGGACUGUGACACCGUGUCAAAGUGGAUUCUAAAAAACAGUGCAGAAUCCGAAAACACCAACUGGAUACUUGCUUACACAAAGCCAUGUCCCGAGUGCAAGAAACCAAUUGAAAAAAACCAAGGGUGCAGCCAUAUGACAUGUAAAUCACCUUGUCACUAUCAAUUUUGCUGGCUAUGCCUUGGUCCAUGGAAAGAACAUAAUGGUGCUUGCAAUCGUUAUGAAGCAGAUAAACAAAAUGAAACUGAAAAAAUAAAAGAAAGGGCAAAGAAAUCAAUUGAGAGGUACACACAUUAUUAUGAGCGAUGGGCUAGCAACCAAUCUUCAAGGGAAAAAGCUCUCGCUGAUCUACAAAAGAUGCAAUCUGUUGAUAUUGACAAGAUUAGAGCCUCACAGGACUUACCUGAGUCACAGGUUAAGUUCAUAACUGAGGCCUGGUUGCAGAUAGUUGAGUGCAGGCGGGUAUUGAAGUGGACAUAUGCAUAUGGAUACUAUUUACCCGAAAAUGAACAUACUAAAAAGCAAUUAUUUGAGUACUUACAAGGUGAGGCAGAAUCAGGUUUGGAGAGACUUCAUCAAUGUGCUGAACAGGAAAUCCAAGUAUUCCUCCGUGACAUUAAUGUUGCCCCAUCUGCAGACGAUGUCCGCCCGUCUAAAGAAUUCAUUGAUUUUCGUUCAAAACUAGCUGGACUGACCAUUGUGACUAGAGACUACUUUGAGAAUUUGGUUAGGGCAUUAGAGAAUGGUUUAUCUGAUGUGGAGGCAUUAGAGAAUGGUUUCUCUGAUGUGGAGGAAUUGGCAUUAGAGAAUGGUUCAUCUAAUGUGGAUGCAUUUCAGAAUGGUUUAUCUGAUGUGGAUGACAAUGGAAUAAUAACUGAUGAUCAUUGGUUUUGUGAGCAAUGUACCUUUGCAAAUGUCGUAUCUGCCACCGCAUGCCGGAUGUGCAAUCAACAGCGUCCAUGGAGUCAGGAAUCAUAGACAUAGUUUUGUGUUGGUUAAUUUCUUUUUGUAAGGCUAUUUAUUAUAAACAAUCCUAGUUUGAUUAGUGUUGAAUUUUUUUCUUAUUAUAUUGAAUUGUCUGAACCUUUCAUUUACAAUAAAUUUUAAAUUUGAUUGCAUAAAUUCAAUUAGUGUUCUUCCUAAACAAACUAUGUAUAAUUUGGAUCAUGUCUUUUAACCUUUCUCUAUACUUUCCUUUAGAGGCACUAUUCUCUGUAUCUCUCAAUUGUCUCUGCAUUUAUCCUAAA
Trifolium pratense (red clover) is the source of this 2030-nucleotide messenger RNA. Its product is annotated as probable E3 ubiquitin-protein ligase ARI8. Gene Ontology annotation, biological process: protein polyubiquitination; positive regulation of proteasomal ubiquitin-dependent protein catabolic process; ubiquitin-dependent protein catabolic process. Gene Ontology annotation, cellular component: cytoplasm; ubiquitin ligase complex. The record is from RefSeq and is a predicted model, not a curated record. NCBI's taxonomy places the organism in Eukaryota, Viridiplantae, Streptophyta, Magnoliopsida, Fabales, Fabaceae. Gene Ontology annotation, molecular function: zinc ion binding; ubiquitin protein ligase activity; ubiquitin conjugating enzyme binding. The transcript is spliced from 2 exons. The coding region runs from base 1 to 1761 and encodes 586 amino acids.